Pungitius pungitius (ninespine stickleback) is the source of this 6924-nucleotide messenger RNA. It is a transcript of the gene itsn2b, whose product is annotated as intersectin 2b. The transcript is spliced from 41 exons. Bases 356 to 6079 code for a protein of 1907 amino acids. The record is from RefSeq and is a predicted model, not a curated record. Gene Ontology annotation, molecular function: calcium ion binding; protein binding; guanyl-nucleotide exchange factor activity. NCBI's taxonomy places the organism in Eukaryota, Metazoa, Chordata, Actinopteri, Perciformes, Gasterosteidae. Gene Ontology annotation, biological process: positive regulation of Rho protein signal transduction; intracellular signal transduction.
CUGGACGGUCAGACGUUAACAGCCACACAGUCAGCCAUGUUGUUGGUGUGACACGCACCGAGCUGUCAGCAACAGGUCCCGCUCCGAGCAGCGAAAGGCUGCUAAAACUUGAACAUUUCUCCGAUAGCGCUGCUCCACUCGCACAGUGACGCUUCACGGCGCCCUGGAAGCCGUCCCGAGGCGCUGUGACACCUCCAGGCCGCUCCACAGCGCGGAAGUUGACGUAUUCAUUUUUUUUUUGUCGCGGCCGUUGUGAGAAAGGUACGCGAACGAAACUGCUUAUCUAAGCAGGAGUAUGGCUUUGAGCAGUAGCUGAGGACACCACCAGGAGUUUCUGCCUCUGCCACCUGCAAAGAUGAAUGGUGGCCCAAGCAUAUGGGCGAUCUCUCCAGAGGAGAGGGUCAAACAUGAUAAGAAGUUCGACACCCUCUCCCCAUCAAUGGGCUACGUCUCAGGGGAACAGGCAAGGAAGUUUUUACUUCAAUCAGGGCUUCCUGCUUCAGUUUUGGCUGAGAUAUGGUCUCUGGCUGACAUGAAUAAAGAUGGGAAGAUGGACAGGUUGGAGUUUUCCAUUGCAAUGAAGCUGAUAAAGCUAAAGCUCCAGGGUACACCGCUUCCCUCAGCACUGCCCGUCAUCAUGAAGCAGCCUCCAGUGCCUGCUCCCAGCCUCAUUAACCCCACCUCAUUAUUGACCAACCCAGCCUAUGGUAUGGCUACUCUGCCUAACGUGACUAUGAUGACCGGUACAAACCUACCAAUGUUUGCCCCUAACUCCAUGGCAACCCCUGGAUUCUCAACUUUGGCACCAAUGACAGGCUACACCCCUUUGGUUCCUACAGCAUCCACCCUGAGCCCUUUAAUAGCCUCCAACCCCUCCAGGCCCCCGAUGCCCACCAUGGGAAACGCCACCCUGCCUAACGGCACCUUCGGAGGUCUCGACCCAUUUGCACCUGGAGCUUUGGCCACUGGAAUACCUCGCUCUGCAUCCCCUUACUCCUCUCCACUCGGACUCUCCUCAUCUGGUCUGAACAAGGCCUCCUCUCUUUUGGACCUAGGAUCUAUCAGCUCAGCUUCCUCUUCCCCCUCUCCGAUGUCCCCCAUGGUUAAUGUUCCCAGCGACUGGGCUGUGCCACAUGCCUCCAGACUCCGAUACCGACAGCAGUUCAACAGCUUGGAUAAACAAAUGGCAGGAUACCUCAGUGGUCAGCAGGUAAGAGGUGCCAUGGCAACCACGAUGCUGACUCAGACACAACUUGCCUCCAUCUGGACUUUAGCUGAUGUGGAUAAGGACGGGAAACUAAAAGCAGAGGAGUUUAUACUGGCCAUGCAUCUUGUGGAUAUGGCAAAGAUUGGGCAAUCUUUGCCGCUAACACUGCCAACUGAACUGGUACCACCCUCGCAAAGGGGUGGAGUGAAUGGAUCCAGCUCUUCUCUCUAUGCUGCUCUGGGGGAUGACUUUGACAUAGAACCUCCACAGAAAACCAAACCAAACCUGACGUUCGAGGAUAAAUUCAAAGCCAACCUGGAGCGAGGGAACGCAGAAUUGGAGAAAAGACGUCAGACGCUCCAGGAUGCGGAGAGGAGGGAGAGAGAGCGGCGUGCGCAGAAAGAGAGAGAGGAGCGGGAACAGAGAGAGAAGGAGGCUCGGGAAAUUGAGGAGAAGAGAAGGAGAGAGGAGGAAAUCAGGCUGGAACGACAGAAAGAGCUGGAGAGGCAGAAAGAAGAAGAGCGGCUGAGAGAGAUAGAGAGAAAAGAGGCUGCACAGCGGGAGCUCGAGCGUCAGAGGAAGGAGGAGUGGGAGAGGAGGCGGCGAGGGGAGCUCAAAAUAAAGAAGGAGCAGGAGCAGGAUGAAAUCGGCAGAUUGAAAGCCAAGAAAAAGAGUCUUGAGAUGGAACUGGAGGCUGUGGGUAACAAGCACCAACAGAUCUCAGAUCGACUGCAGGACUUUCAGAACAAGAAGAAGCAUCAGAAUACGGAGCUGCAUGUGACUAAUCAAAGGAAAGAGACCUGCCAGCAGGACAUUAACAAACUGCAGAAACAGUUGGAGGAGUUCCAGAGAAAGUUGUCCCAGCUGACUCCGGAGCAGAAGAGACUGACAGAGAAACUCAGAAACAUGUCUUUAAAUAACUUGCCUGCGUCAACCAUGUCCACCCUCAAGGUGGUUGUCACAGAGAAAAAAGGGACAUGUCUCAAACUGAGACAGCAGCUGGAAACCCUGGAGAAAGAGGCGGCUGCCAAAAUGUCUGAGAUGGACGCGUACAACAGAGAUAUGCAGUGUGUGGGUGAUGAGGACUCAAUGCUUCAAGCUGUCUUUUGUCUGCUGGGCUGCCUUCGUAACCUCUUCUACCUACUAAAGGAAAUGAGAGAGAGCCAGAGAAAACAGCAGGAAACACUCGAGAAACUACGGAGCAUCAAAGAGGACAAACGACGUGAGCUGAGUCGAAGGAAAGAGGAGGAAGAGCAGAGGAAGAAGAGAGAAGAGGAGAGGAAAAAACAACAAGAGGAGGAAGCUCAGAGGCUUAUUAAGAUAGAAAAAGAGCGCCAGUGGCAGGAGAAGCUUCGGAAGGAUGAAGAGGAGCGUCAGAGAAAGCUUCGGGAGGAGAAAGAGGCCAAACAGAGGGAGGAGGCGGAGAGAGAGAAACAGGCCCUCAUCCAGGCUGCGAAGGAGCAGGUUGAACGAGAGCUCAGAGUGAAGGAGGAGGCAGAGCGAAAGAGAAGAGAGAUCGAGGAGAGGAAGAAAAGAGAAGAAGACGAGCGACAGAAGCAAGCAGAAAGAAGGAGGCAGGAUGAGGAGAGGAGACAGCUGGAAGAGGAGAGAAGGCAGCUUGAGGAAGAGAGGAGGAAACUUGAAGAAGAUAGGAGGAAAGAGGAGAAAAGACGGAAGGACGAAGAGGAGCGCCGCAAGAGGGAGGAAGAGAGGAAGAGGUUAGAGGAGGAGCGGAGAGAGGAGGAGCGCAGAAGAGAAAAGGAGGAAGAGGAGAGGAGGAGACAGAGGGCAGCUGUGGCCGCUGUCCGAGAUGCAGAGGAGAGGAGAGCCCAAGAGGAGGAGAGAAAGAAGAAGAGGGAGGAGGAGGAGAGGAGGAAGAAGGAUGAAGACAGGAGGAAGCUUCAGCAGGACGAGGAAAGGAGGAAGCGUGAGGAGGAAAGAAAGAGGGGGGAGGAGGAGAGGAAGAGAAGAGAAGAAGAAGAAGAGGAGAGGAGGAAAGCAGAGGAGGUGAGAAAGAGAAAGGAGGAGACCGCACGUCAGCAGCCGCUGGCCAGUGGAGGAGGGAAGGUGGAUAUUCAGAGUAAACUGACGGCUCUGCUGAGAGGACUAGAGGAGAGGAAAGGUGGGCAACCCAGGGCCACAGAACACAGGAAGUCAGCCGCCCUCACGUCCUUCAAAGCCCUGUAUCCGUUCACCGCCCGAAACAACGAGGAGCUCAACUUCAGCGCGGACGACGUGAUCGAGGUGGAUGAGUCGACGGAGCGGGAGGAAGGCUGGCUGUACGGCAGCCGGCAGGGAAAGAUGGGCUGGUUCCCAGAAAGCUACGUGGAGAGGGUGGCCCCGUCAGCCGCAGCCAAUAAUAAUAAUACUGCUGCUGCUGUGGCCCCUAAAGGCCCACUUCAGUCCCAGCUUUCCAAUGCGCUCGAGGCUGUCAAGGCAGCCGGCACCAAAUCUGCCUUCACGCCAACACACUCUCCAAAUCCUGCACCCACUGAGGCACAAGGACAGCAGGUGGUGGGUAACCUGUUGGCCCAGGCCUUGUGCUCGUGGACAGCGAAGACGGACAGUCACCUGAACUUCAACAAGGACGACGUCAUUCAGGUUUUGGAGCAGCAGGAGAAUUGGUGGCUGGGAGAGCUGAACAAUGAAAAGGGCUGGUUCCCCAAAACAUAUGUGACACUGCUGGAAGAAGGGAGUCCAAACGUGAAGAGUUCCCCUCCUGAUGCUUCAGAGUCUAGCGACAGCCUUCAGCUGGAAGAAUACACAGCCUUGUACACCUAUGAUUCUCCGGAGCCGAGUGAUCUGUCGUUUAGAGAGGGUGAUCUGAUCUUGGUGAGCAAGAAAGAUGGAGAGUGGUGGCACGGCUCUAUAGGCGACAGCAAAGGCGUCUUCCCCAGCAACUACGUCAAACCCAAAGAGGCCGAUACAUCAAGUAUAUCUGGAAAGAAGAAGCCAGAGAUUGCCCAUGUGAUCAGACCCCGCUCCUCUAGCAGCGCUGAACAGUUGAAUCUGGAAACUGCUCAGCUCAUCCUCAUCCUCGGCAAGAACCCCUCUGGCUGGUGGCUUGGAGAACUGCAGGCCCGUGGUAAAAAGCGCCAGAAGGGCUGGUUUCCUGCCUCUCAUGUCAAAAUUCUGGGAUCCAGCAGUGGCCAGUCCACCCCAGCACCCCAAACAGUCUGUCAGGUGAUAGCCAUAUAUGACUACAAAGCUGCCAACGGGGACGAGUUGAGCUUCUCCAAAGGUCAGCUGAUUAACGUCCAUGACAAGAAUGACCAGGACUGGUGGAAAGGAGAGACCAACGGGGCUACUGGUCUCUUCCCAACUAAUUACGUAAAGAUGACCACAGCGGAGUGUGACCCCAGCCAGCAGUGGUGCGCAGACCUAAACAGCCUGGACUCACUGAGUGCCCAGGAGAAGCGGAGACAGGGUUACAUCCAUGAGCUGAUCCUGACUGAGGAAAGAUACGUGGAAGACUUGAAGAUUGUUCUUGAGGUUUUCCAUAAGCCCAUGUCCGAGUCGGGUCGGCUGAAUGAUGCAGAGAUGGAAAUGAUCUUCGUCAACUGGAAUGAACUGCUGACCUGCAACUCUAAACUUCUCAAGGCGCUUCACCUCCGUAAGAAGACGGGUGGGGAGAACAUGCCGGUGCAGAUGAUCGGAGAUGUUCUUGCCGCGGAGCUGUCCCACAUGCAGCCCUACAUCCGCUUCUGUUCCUGCCAGAUCAACGGGGCAACGCUGGUCCAGACCCGCAUCGACAGCGAGCCAAACUUCAAGGAGUUCCUAAAGAAAAUUGCCACGGACUACAGGUGUAAAGGCAUGCCGCUGUCCAGCUUCCUGCUGAAACCCAUGCAGAGGAUCACACGCUACCCACUGCACAUCAAAAACAUCCUGGAGAGCACGGGAGAGGGCCAUUCUGACCGAGGCCCACUCAAAGAGGCUCUAGAGAAGGCGGAAGAACUCUGUCAACAGGUAAACGAGGGCGUGAGAGAGAAGGAGAACUCUGACAGACUGGAAUGGAUUCAAAGCCACUUACAGAUGGACGGCACUACAGAGAACCUGGUCUUUAACUCUCUUACCAACUGUUUGGGCCCCAGGAAACUGCUUCACAGCGGCAAGAUGAACAAGGUGAAGAGCAACAAGGAACUCUUUGCUUUCCUCUUUAACGACUUUCUGCUCUUGACUCAUGCGGCUAAGCAGUUCGCUUCAUCCGGGCCCGAAAAACUGUUCAGCAGCAAGAACAAUGUACAACUCAAGAUCUACAAGCCACCUGUGCUGCUAAAUGAGGUUCUGGUGAAGCUGCCGGAUCCUUCCAGCGACGAGCCCACCUUCCACAUCUCACACAUUGAUAGAGUCUACGUACUCAGGACCGACAACAUCAAUGAACGGACGGCUUGGGUUCAGAAGAUCAAGGCCGCGUCUGAAGAAUUUAUUGAAACUGAAAAGAAAAAGAGGGAAAAGGCCUAUCAAGCCCGAUCUGUGAAGACUAGUGGAAUCGGCAGACUUCUUGUCACUAUCUUGGAAGCCACUGAACUCAAGCCGGGAAAACCCAAUGGUAAAAGUAACCCCUACUGUGAGGUGACCAUGGGAACUCAGAUAUUCACGUCUAGGACGCUCAACGACACUCUGAACCCCAGGUGGAACUUUAACUGUCAGUUCAACAUCAAGGACCUUUAUCAGGAUGUACUCUGCAUCACCAUCUAUGAAAGAGACCAGUUUUCCCCUGAUGACUUUCUGGGUCGGACAGAAGUGCCUGUGGCAACCAUAAAGAAAGAGUUGGAAAACAAGGGACCCUUGACACGUCGUCUUCUGCUGCACGAGGUUCCUACAGGGGAGGUGUGGGUCCGCCUUGACCUGCAGCUCUUUGGCAACAAAUAGACUUACAGGGCUAACGGAAAAAAAUAAUAGUUCUACUGAGACGUCCAAAUGAGUGACCCAAUGAGACGGGAUGUUUCCUGAACAGAACUCUGAUGUGUUCCCCUUCACAAGACCAAAUCAAACAAGCCACCCCGGAAGUGAACUCCCAUCAUGCCUCAAUAUUUUAAUUUUAACCAGUACCGAUAAUACCUCUUCUGACAUCACCUGAACCCACCAAUGGGAGCCAGAGCCUUCCCUCUUUCUCUCAGAUAGCGGAGGCAGCAUGGCUGGUGCUGUCAUGUGCAAUGUACGCCUGGCCUCUGGACCAGCCAGUCAUGGAGCAAAAUGUACUUCAAAAGAAGGUAGAGGUGGACAACGACUGAAAUGUCAAUAAAUCAUUAAAGGAUUACACAUACACAUCUAUUGUCUAAAAUCUUAACAGCUCCGUAUCUCAGUUGCAACAGUUUGGUUUGUUUCGAGUUUAAUGGGUGUUUUAUCUUAACAUACAAGAUAUAUAUAUAUAUGUAGACUUUUUGUCACUUCAUGACCUUCAAGAGGUUGUUUUUUUUAAUGGCUGCCUGGCCCAAAACAGCUUGUCCCAGUGGCAUUAAGGGCUUCAUUAAGCGUACACGGCAGCAGGAUCUCUGUCGGACAACCUGCACAAUAAGUUUCUGUCUGUAGCUCUGGUCUGGAGUCAGUUUACUACUGUAGGUAGAAGAGCUCAGGAAGUGUUGCUCUGUGUUGAAUCCAUGUCAUUGCAACAAUUGUGUGAGUGCAGAAGUCUAAACAUUCAAGUUUUUUUGUUUUUUUUAAUCAAACUCUAAAACCAUUAGAAUUAUUUAGGAUGAUGCUGUUUUUUUGUUUUU